AUGAAAGGAAACAAUAUCAUCAUCAUGACCGAGGCCGGCAAGCCAGUUUUCUCCACAAACGAUUCCGAAAUGGAGGUGGGAAGACAAGCAGCUCUUUUUCAAGCCAUUCGCACGGCUGUCGAGGGAAAUAAUGAUGCAUUGGGUCUGGGAGAACUCAAAUCCAUUCAUUCUGGUAGCCUCAUGAUUGUAUUUAUGGAAGCGGGUGGGAUUACACUGGUAUCCAUGAUUGAAAAGGGUGAGGAAGAAGGGAUCGUGGAAACAGAAGCCUUUGCAAGAAUUCAGUUGGAACAUGUGUAUGCACAGCUGAUCUUUAGCAUGACAGACCAUCCCCAAAAGAUAUUGGCGCAAAAUCCAGGAUUCGAUUUAGCUACUAUGAUUACAGCCACUGAAAAGAAACUCUUGAACGGAAUAUUGAGCAAAUGCGGACCAGACGGAAAUGUUGGUCAGUUUCUCACGGGUUCGGUAGAGACAGCUUUUCCGAUUCCCCACAACUUGCGGAACCAAGCUUCAAGAGCACUACAUUCCAUCAAUGUACCCAAUACAGUGUUUGCUAUCAUGUUGGUCGGGGACAGGUUAUUGUCACUCGUCCAGAGUUCUUUCCGGCCUCACCAAUUACGAGUUUCUGAUUUGCAGUUGAUCAUCAAUGUGGUGGACCAGAACACCUCCCUAUCCUCCAGCGAACUCUGGAUUCCCAUGUGCCUACCCAGAUUCAACACAUCUGGCUUUCUUUACGCCUAUAUUCGUUGUCUGGAUGAAACGUCUCAGUUGAAACUUAUCCUGCUUUCAACCCACAACACUACGGAGCAAUUUCAACUGUUUCAUACAGCAUCGGAUCGAAUACGGAAAGAUAUGGAUAUCCCUGCGACGCAUGAUACCGUCUUGAAGAUUGAUACAUCCAGUCAGGAUACUCCAACUAGUGCAACAAAGACAGAUGUCGCCUGGUUCCUCGCCGAGUGCUCCUUUGAUGACAGUAUCGAAGAAGGGUAUGUAAGUAUUGGAAAAGCGCAAGACCAACAGCUUCUCUUGGAUGCAAUCCAAAACAGCCGCGAACCGUCGUCAUUGGAACAACUCGUGGAACGGUACGUGGGAAAAGAAGAGUACCUACUUCAAUUUGUAUUUCGCAUGGACGUGAAGGUGAGGAGUGAAUCCAAUCAACGUGGUCUGUUGUCCCAGUGUAUCAGUACACCCAUCUUGCUGGAAGACUUUCCAAAUGCCAAAUCUCGGCGGCGAGUAUACAUCAUGUAUCAAAAGCUAGGCCUAAGGCUGCGUCUUGGAUCAGCCACGGUGGAGUCCUCAAUGGACGCGUUGGAUAUGAUUGCCUUGGACGACAAGGGUGCGUCGGAUCUUUCUUCCUUUCCAACCCUUACGAGUACUUGUCCGUCCAUUGGACUUGCCGAGUCACCACCCAAUGUGCAUGGCAUAACCUACAUUGUGGAUGGAGAUGAAAUUUUCUUAGGAAUGAACGGUCGUGAUUUUGAAUUCUACAUGACCAUUCGCAACUCAGUUCCAAUAAAGAAGGCUGCUGCGAUUGGUACCAAGUUGGUACGGCGCCUCAAAGCAGACGAGAAAGAUUUAUUUCUUACAAACCCCUUGACAUGGGAUGUAAGAUGA
Messenger RNA from Cylindrotheca closterium, 1611 nucleotides. Lineage: Eukaryota; Bacillariophyta; Bacillariophyceae; Bacillariales; Bacillariaceae. The record is from the annotation of a GenBank genome assembly.